UAGCAGUUCAAGAAAUGUUUACUGUUUAUAUUUUUGCAAAACGACGUUUCAAAAACUCCGAACAAGAGCACACAUUACUAGUGGAGAUAUGAUUAAAAAAAGCGCAACAAAAACGAGUCGUAGACAAUUUAUAAGUAUCUGACACGUGCGAGGUUAUAAAUUUAGCCGAUGAACGUUUAUCAACAGUUUUGGUGUAGUUAUGGCAUCUCCGGCGUAUUUUGGUCACGGUCCGCCGAUGCCUGAACGUGACCAGUAUUACACUGAGGUCAUCAAUCAAAGAAUGCGCGUGCCUAACAGGCUGAGGGUCGGUCCCGGGACUCACACGCACGAGCCUGCCGACCAGAGACCUGAAGGUCCACCUGCAGCCUACAGCAUGCACAUACCAGACAGACUGGCUUUAACAGAUGUUCCUGACCUGAGUCCACGCCCUCUCUUCUCCAAACACGCGUCAUCAUUAUGGGACCUGCAGCAUGGUUCUUGGGACAGGGAGGUGUUCAUGAGAGAGCCUGUUCAGAGUCCACUGCGUAGGUCUUAUAGUGACCAGGCUUUUGGUCGGACCCCACCUGGAACCCCCACACACUCCAAACAAGCCCUCCACUCUCAGUCACCCCGCAGUGUUGGACGUACCCCUGUUGUACACACAAUCCCAUCCCGGCCAAAACCCCCGGGACCUCCGAGCAUCCCACCCAACCUGCUCUCUCCACAGAGCAUACUGCAGGCCGCCAAGGUGCUGGGCCAACAGGCUUCUCAGAAAAUCCUCCAGACGGUCACCAAAAAAUACUCAAACAGGUUCGGUCACCCCGAAAACCGCCUCUCCCAGGUUGUGGAGGUUCAUCCUGAUCAGAGCAGGACAAGUGCUUCACAAGAGUACUGGCUCAGCCCAGAGGACGACACAGGAACCGCUGUUGAAUUUAUGGUUCUCCGCAGACAGGUGGUGAAGAUGAGCAGGCGGAUAGCAGGUCUGGAGAGACAAAACGCCGAGCACAGACAGACCGAGCUGGUGUUGUUCUCGCUGCUGGCGUCGGCCUGCCUGAUCAACGGCUGGCUGUGGAUGCGCAGAUGACAGCUUAUACCCAAGAUAUACCCAACAACACUAUAUAAACACACAGCUCGAAGAUGUAUGUUUUAGCUAAAAACGGGGUAAUAAUUGGGAGCCAGCCAAGUUUAGGGAUGGAUGGCUUUGAAGCCGCUCCUGUAGAGGACUGUAACAUUAUGAAGACAAGAGGCAUAUUUAUGCUGUACUAUCAUGAAAUCACAGUAGUGACAUGAAGCACUUAUGGAAGUUGGGUCUAUAAAUGGGAGGUGAUGUGUAUUCUCAUAUUGAGCACUAUUGUGAAUAUCUACACUUUUAGCAGUUGUUUAGUAUUGAUGUCUUUGGCUCUUUUUAUUAGAUUACUAUGCUCAACAGCUGCUAUAGUAAAGUGUAUAAAAAAAUAUUUUGCAUGCUUUUUAAAAUUUGCUCCAGAUAAUAUUAUGAAUUUGAGAAUUAAUUUGUAUUUUUGCUCCCAGUUGGUAUUUAGAUGUGUAAUGUAUAUAUUUAAAAUAAAUAUUGGAAUAAAUUGUUUUUAUUUGUUUAUUUUCUA
Molecule: messenger RNA, 1583 nt
Organism: Misgurnus anguillicaudatus (oriental weatherfish)
Lineage: Eukaryota; Metazoa; Chordata; Actinopteri; Cypriniformes; Cobitidae
Source: RefSeq, a predicted model, not a curated record